Molecule: messenger RNA, 678 nt
Organism: Neoarius graeffei (lesser salmon catfish)
Lineage: Eukaryota; Metazoa; Chordata; Actinopteri; Siluriformes; Ariidae
Exons: 5
Coding region: 1-678 (225 amino acids)
Source: RefSeq, a predicted model, not a curated record
AUGUCGAAGGAACAAAAAAUCCUACCACAAAUUUUAGUGCUCUGUUCUUCCCAUCCCUGUGUACUUGAACUAGGGAAUCCAGAGGAAACACGCCGCUUGAUUCGCUUUCGAGCUGAGAAUGAGCAGCGAUUUCUGAAAUCCAAAGCUGCUGCUAAAAAGCUUUGGGAGACGCUGAUCAAGGAGCUUGGCCUGGAGGGAAAGGUGACCUCCCAGCAAGCAUCAAAAAAGUGGGAGAACUUGAAAAAGAAGUAUAAGGAGCUGAAAAAUCCACUCUCUGGGAGUGGGACAGAUGAGGGCCAAACAACUGCGUGCACAUGGCAGUUUUUUGAGGACAUGCACGAGGUGUUGGGAUCCAGGCCAUCCAUUGACCCUCCAGUGGUAGUGGAAUCAUUUUGUCCUGAUGCUGAUCCCACACUUCUUCUGAUGGAAAUCGCCGGGCCCUCCUUAGACACCUUUUUUCCCAUGGCAGCCAGCACCUCUGAUGCUGACACAUCUACUACCUCUAGCCCUGCUCCUAUUCCCCCAACCCCGUCCCCAAAGAAGAAGAGGAAGAGGAAGUUAGACUUGAUAAAUUUCCUUGCACAGGAGAGUGAGAAGGCGCAGAAGCGCCAUGAGGAGACCAAGGAGAAGACGGAGUGCUUUUUGGGUCUUUUUGAAAAAUUGGUAGAAAAACUUUGA